AUGGAAACCACUCCUCCUUCUUUCAAACGUACAAUAUCAGAGAGAAGCAAUUCAGAUUCGUCUGAGUCAAGUUCUCCGUGGGAAAAGCGUCCAAAGAGUCUAGUUGAGGAAGACGAGGUUCUCCAAGCUUUAAACAUGGCCGGUAACGUUAGCGAAAAACUCGAUAAAAUUCUUGGAGAAAUUAAGAAAUUGGAGAAACUUGAUGCAAUUGAGACAACGUUGAAGGAUUUAACAAGCAGACUGGGGAACGUCGAAUCAACUAUCGACAAAAUGAGAGAAGACGCACGUGCUGUGGAUAGUUCGAUCAAAGGUAUGGAUGAGAGUCUUACACAUCUCAACAAAGAAGUUGAAGAGCUUCGUGGAACGGUAGAAGACAAGGAUAAGCAAAUUGAAUAUUUACACACGCAACACCUUUAUCUCGAAUCGUACAGCAGGAGAGAAAAUCUGAAAUUUUUGGCAUACCGCAAAGCGAAGCCAGCGCUUCGGAGGGGAAAGAUGCGGUUGGCACAAUUGAUGUUUUGCGUGAUUUUCUUCAUGAUGUCCAUGGCUUUGGGGAUC
Messenger RNA from Pocillopora meandrina, 558 nucleotides. NCBI's taxonomy places the organism in Eukaryota, Metazoa, Cnidaria, Anthozoa, Scleractinia, Pocilloporidae. The record is from the annotation of a GenBank genome assembly.